AUGUUCGCCCCAAAGACCCUCAUCACUGUCGUCGCCGUCAUGGCUGGCGUUGCCUCUGCCGCCCCUGCCCCUUCUCCCUCUACCACCUUCACCCUUUCUAGCGUGAACAUCACACAAGGAGCAGGCUGCGCCCUCUUGAUCGACACCGAGUUCAAGGGUGGCUGCCAGGGCGUUGCUGUCCUCGACGGAGGCGAAAACUGCGAGGAUAUCAAAACCCUCAAGUCCGGCCCGGCCUGCAACGGCAGCGCCAGCGUCGACUUCACCCAGUCACCCCCUAAGGCUCAGUUCAUUGCCUGGGAAUACUUGGCUUACUGCGACCUUAAGGACGAUAAAUGUGUCAACAAGUACUAG
Messenger RNA from Talaromyces rugulosus, 351 nucleotides. RefSeq lists its product as uncharacterized. The transcript has a single exon. Bases 1 to 351 code for a protein of 116 amino acids. NCBI's taxonomy places the organism in Eukaryota, Fungi, Ascomycota, Eurotiomycetes, Eurotiales, Trichocomaceae. The record is from RefSeq and is a predicted model, not a curated record.